Molecule: messenger RNA, 708 nt
Organism: Trypanosoma conorhini
Lineage: Eukaryota; Euglenozoa; Kinetoplastea; Trypanosomatida; Trypanosomatidae
Product: putative chaperone protein DNAj
Exons: 1
Coding region: 1-708 (235 amino acids)
Biological process (GO): protein refolding
Cellular component (GO): cytoplasm
Source: RefSeq, a predicted model, not a curated record
AUGUGGCAUAGUCAACGUGCGCUGCUUGUAGGCGGGGCCCGUCGCACAUUGGCCUCGUCUGUCUCCACGCAGGCGGCAGUUGCUGCCACAGCCAUGCUUUUCCAGGCACGUUUUGCUAGCGGUAGCACUAACCCGUACAAAGUGCUUGGCAUCAAGCAGGGUGCGACGAAGCAGGAUAUCAAAAAGGCCUACCGCGUGCUUGCCCGCAAGCACCACCCCGACGCGCCGGGCGGCUCACAUGAGAAGUUUCAAGAGAUUCAGGCGGCCUACGAGCAGGUGAAGAGCGGUAUCUGGAUCAAGAAGGAUGCCGACGGAAACUCCGCAGAUGCGCAGGGGGGCGCCGACGGCGGCAACCGUUACAGCAAUUUCCGCUUCACAACGCGUCAGCACAAGAGCAAAGUUAGUUACGACGAGUUCUACGAAGAGAUGCACACAGGGAAGGUGAAGAAAAACCCCUUUGGCGACGAUGAGGCGGAGGAGGCGGCGUCGAAGGAUCCCCGUCGUAACCCAUUCGCCGGGAAUGAGGCUCUUGUCCAGGCGUGGUUCCGCUUCAUCAUUCUUUGGUCCAUCGUCUUUGUAUCCCUGCGCACGACGCUCUUUUUGUCCUUCCCACCCAAGUACGAGAAUGCGCGGAGGGCGCCCAUGCCGGAGCAUCCACGCAAGCCACCACCUCCCAAACCGCUGAUGCACAACUCCUUGGUGGCUUGA